Molecule: messenger RNA, 1244 nt
Organism: Hyposmocoma kahamanoa
Lineage: Eukaryota; Metazoa; Arthropoda; Insecta; Lepidoptera; Cosmopterigidae
Product: protein archease-like
Exons: 3
Coding region: 83-559 (158 amino acids)
Biological process (GO): tRNA splicing, via endonucleolytic cleavage and ligation
Cellular component (GO): tRNA-splicing ligase complex
Source: RefSeq, a predicted model, not a curated record
UGUGCCGUAUAGAAUUUUACGUGAAUUUUAUUUAUAUAUCAGUAGUGAACUCUCUUGUCAAAUUUAUAUAGGAUAAAUAAAAAUGGACGAAGAAUUAGGACUUACAGAAGAUGAUUUUACGAUACCUCCUGUCAAAUAUGAAUAUUUGGAUCACACAGCAGAUGUACAAUUGCAUGCUUGGGGAGACAGUCUCAAAGAAGCUUUCGAACAAUGCGGCAUGGCUAUGUUCGGUUACAUGACUGAACUCAAUUACGUACAAAUCAAGCAAGUGCACACUAUUGAAGCAUCAGCUGAUGAUAUGCUUGGUCUAUUGUACCAUUUUCUUGACGAAUUACUGUUUUUAUUCUCUGCCGAACCCUUUUUAAUAUGUAAAAAGUUGGUAAUAACUGAAUUUAAUACGGAAGAGUUUAGGAUAGUUUGUAAGUGUUAUGGUGAGGAAUUUCAAAUUGGCAAGCAUCCACAAGGAACAGAAGUGAAAGCUAUAACAUAUUCAGCGAUGCAGAUUGUUGAGGAACCAAAGGAUAACAAAUUUGAAGUUUACGUUAUAAUUGAUAUUUAGACUUAAGAGUACCUACAUAUACUUUUGUUUGUUAAAUUCAUGUCGUUUAUUAUUGUAGCUAAGUAUAUGGGUUUACAGUAAACCUCAUCAUUUUUAACUUAAUUGGUUGAUAAAUAAGCAGGUACUUAUUCAAUCUAAUAUACUACUGAGGUCCACAAUUCCGGACAAAAGUUCAUAGAGAUAGUCAGAUUUUGUCAAGUUACAGCAAGCCAUUUACCCAGAUUACAUUAUAUAAAGCAUUGUUUUUAUAUAGCACACCCAUCCAAAUAAUACACAUUGUACUUGUACCAGUUUACUCGGCGAUGUUCGACAGUGUAGUUGAACCUUUGGUGCUGGUGAAGUGAAUGUUACAUACAUCGAUACUCAAUACUUACACACAAGCAGCUUCAUUCCCAAGUCAGUUAAAAAAACUAUUGACAUUGUCAAUGCUUGAAUCAACUGGCUGUCAAGUGUUAAUUUGACGUUUUAUCUACAAUCUCAAUGGGUUUGUGUUGUUAUUUUGGUUUAUUUAAUUUUCACUUAUUAAAAAGUAAGUGAGACAAAGAGGAAAUUAAAUAAACCAAAUUACUCUCAAAUGUAUAUUCUCAAAAAAAAUAAUUCAAAUGCAUCUAAAAUAACUAAGUCCUUCGAUGAUGAUGAUGAUGAUGAUGAAUCAUAUACGUCCGGAACAAAAAUAAAAGAUAAG